Molecule: messenger RNA, 1668 nt
Organism: Psilocybe cubensis
Lineage: Eukaryota; Fungi; Basidiomycota; Agaricomycetes; Agaricales; Agrocybaceae
Exons: 10
Coding region: 1-1668 (555 amino acids)
Source: RefSeq, a predicted model, not a curated record
AUGCUCACCCCGACCCAGAUUGAAAAAGCCCUCACGGCUAUCGACACCAACAAAGAACUCGAAUGCCCCGAACUAGCAGACACUCUGAAGGGCGCGAGAUGGAUUCACCAGUCCAUCGACCCAUUUAUGAACGUAAAGAGCGUCAUCCAAGAGGGUCUCGAGUUUCUGGCCAACCAUAUAACGGAUGGUAUGACCCGACAACAAAUAUUGGAUUUACAACCCAAGCUCUGGUCCUUCUAUGAGAUGCAGGACUUGAUGCCCGACCUUAUGGAUAUCAUCAAGAAGUGCGAGGACAAUUCUGCCUUGAUUGGCAAAGUCAUUGAUUUGGUAUCGAGUGCUGCAGCUCAUUCGCGAUCCGACGAUCUCUUCAAGGCACAUAAGUUGAUCCCGGAGUUGAUCCCAUUUGAUCUGAGGGUCCCACUUGACCUACAGGCCUACAAACUGGCCUGUGCCAGGGUGAACCGGGGCUAUAAACACCCUGCAUACGCCGCUCUUUUAAUCCCGCGUGUCAAGUUCGCCGAGCUCGCCGACCUCAAUGCGCGUGAAAUUCUCGUGCGAUGUGAAUCACUCGAAGCCGAUACCAAAAAUGGAGACACGCUGGAUUGGCCAGCUUGCUUGUAUGACCCUGACAUCCCAUUUGACAUAGACGACGAGGUCCAAGGUCUGUUUCGACCACCCUUGGGUCCCCAAUUUGUCCAACGUAUGCUUGUAGGCGAGGCCAACAGGCUUGGAGGACGUGCCAGCAAAGGACAGAUUCACAAAGUAUAUGAACUAACGAUAAGACUCAUAUGUUAUUAUUGCAUGAUGCUUGUCAUUGCAAUCAGCGGUAAGACUUGGCCUGAGGCGAAGAGCAUUUUGAAGGCCGACCGCCUCUACGCAUCUAUUCUGACGCUUCUGUCGGGUCUUUCUGAUGACGAUACGUGGGCCAAGGAGACUGUGGCUUGGUGGCAAGAGAACAUUAUCUUGCCAUCUGAGCCCGUGGAUCAUGACAAGAAGUCGUCCCCUUUGGAAGGUAGUGCACGCGACGGACGCCUCAGAGACCCGGUAGAACGGCGUAAAGCUCAAAUGGCCGCUGCGGCUCAAGCACCUGCACCUGCUCGUGCACCUGCUCGUGCACCUGCACCCGCACCCCCUCGUGCACCCACACCCGAACCUGCUCGUGUACCCACACCCGCACCUGCAUCUCCUCAAGCACGCGCACCCUCCUCCCACCCCGCCCCAGAUAAUGGGUCUGCACCAGCGCUAGCUAAAGCAUUUGCAGCUGUUUCACUGGCGGAACCUGUGCCUCAACAAGUCUCCCGUCGCCGAAUGGCAUUAAACGCGAUUAGGAUCCCUUCAGAAUCCCCCCCUGACCUCCCUUCCGAGGAUUCUUCCUCUCUUUCUUCCGAAAACGAACGCUCCCCUUCCCCACCAGCCCCGAUCAAGAUCAAGCUCCCUGCAAAGAGGAAAGCGGCGCCACGCCGCCCUGGUCCAAAGCGUAAAGACGCACCACCUUCAGACCCCUUCGAGACCGGGGAUGAGGCCCUGCCUACUCCCAACGCUGAUGCCGUUCCUGCUCCCAAUUCUGACGCCACCGCCGCCGACGGUGAAGAACCACCAGCUAAAAAGGCCAGGACCCAGGCCAAGGGAACGCGCCAACCUAUCAAACGUAAGGCUAAGAAAUUCUGA